Messenger RNA from Photinus pyralis (common eastern firefly), 2652 nucleotides. RefSeq lists its product as uncharacterized. The record is from RefSeq and is a predicted model, not a curated record. Gene Ontology annotation, molecular function: DNA binding. The transcript has 4 exons. Lineage: Eukaryota; Metazoa; Arthropoda; Insecta; Coleoptera; Lampyridae. Bases 297 to 2534 code for a protein of 745 amino acids.
AGUUAAUCCGUUAAUCGUUAAUUAACGAAGUUAACAUAUUGAUUAACUAAUUAACUUUUAAGUUAAUCGCAAAAACUGUUAACGGUCUUAUUAACUUCCGUUAAAUUUAACUUCCGUUAACAAGUCCGUUACUCGGAUAAGUUAAAGCGGGCGCGCGCCGUGCCAUAUGCACGGCACUGGAUUUGCAUUUGCAUUGUGUUGGUGUUGGCAACAGUGUAUGCAAUGAACAAAAAUUUGUUCAUUGGUAAACAGUGAAAACCUAACCUUGUUUUUCAAUUACUAUAGUAUACUACAUCAUGCAACCACAACCAAGUCAAGAUAUUCAUAUUGAAACGGAAACGGAGAUUGCAAGCGGCGGCACUAGUGAUGGUGAUGAACCGCAACAGAAUCCCUGGCCACAUUUAAGUGGAUUUGUUGCGUAUAAAGCAAGAUUAAGGGAUACAUUGGUUUACGAGUGCAAACUGUGUUUGCCUAAAACAUCUACAAUCAAGGCUCACGUUUCAAGUUUGAACAACCUUAAACAGCAUGUAAAGAGGAUGCAUCCAGUUAAAUAUAUACAGUUUGAAGAAAUAGUAAAGGCCGGGUCAACUCGUGGGAAAAUAAAAAAGAGGCCAAACUCUUCAAAUACAAGUACUAUCGAUUCUAAUGCUGACAGCAGUGGCAGUCAUUUUCUUUCACCACCAUCAACAAAGAAAGUACGCCAGCAAAGCAUUGGGGAAUCGUUUGGCAUUGUAGCUUCUGGAAGUGCGGUACCCCAAGCUAGUGUGAAUCGGUGUAUUGUAAACUUUUUUGUGACUAACAUGAUUCCACUACAUGUAGUCGAAUCUGAUACAUUUAAUACACUUAUUAAAACGUUGAACCCUAGCAAGAGUACGAUCUCGAGAAGGACAUUAGGCAGGCGUAUCGCUGAUUCUCACACUCUGUUAAAGCAGCGCUUGAUCAAAAUACUUGAUAAAAUUGAUUGGGUGGCUACAACGGCUGACUGCUGGUCUGCUCACAACAAAAGUUACUUGGGCAUGACUGCCCAUUGGUUAGAUCCUGCUACCAGAGCGAGAAUGCGUGCAGUGUUAACUUGCACCAGGUUAAAAGGUGUUCAUUCAUAUGAUGUACUCGCCCGGACAAUGAUAAAUACACACUACGAGUUUCAUAUUGACAAAAAAGUAACCAGAACUACCACCGAUAAUGGCAGCAAUUUUGUUAAGGCAUUUGUUCAAUUUGGCUCUGAAAUACCAGCCGAUACACUAUCGCUGAAUUCGCUGCCACUAUCAGACAUCGACGACAUCAUACCAUCACAUGAUAUGGACUCUAAUCUCGACAAUCCCGUUAGUGCCCUCUUAGCAGAAACUGCAGAAGAACAGGAGUUAGAGUAUAUUUCACUCGAAAAUGUACUUGUUAUGUCUGAAAAUAAUAAUUAUAACGACAAUGAUGAUGAUGUUACACUUGAGAACUUCAAUAAUUUGCCAGUUCACAUGAGAUGUGCUGCUCACACAUUUAACUUAGUGGCAAGCAAAGAUGCAGACGCUGCACUACAAAAUUCUGUUUUCAAAGGUCCGUACAGAAUUGCCAUGGCAAAAUCACGCGCUCUUUGGAAUUUGCAGUCGCGUAGUACGGUGGCGGCCGAUUGCAUUAAUACUGAGUUGGGCAGGAGGCUGGUACUUCCAAAUACAACAAGAUGGAACUCAACGUUUGAUGCUGUUGUUGUUCUCAACGCAAUUUUAGAAGCAAAAAGACCUGCCCUUCAUAGAGUGAUGACUCAGCUGAAGGUUCGAACUUUCAAUGAUCAAGAUGUGACCAUAUUGAAAGAGUAUGUGAAGGUCAUGUCACCGGUGGCUCGAGCGCUAGAUCAAGUUCAAGGAGAAGCUCAAGCAUAUCUCGGGUCUCUCCUUCCCACGGUUGCUGCAACAGUAUUUAAAUUGAAGGAUAUUCAGUCAAGCGGUCUUGUGUACUGUACUGCUUUGGCCAGUGCUUUAUUAACCGGCAUAGAAAAAAGGUUUGGCCCUCUUAUGGAGGAUGAGGAAUGCCUGCUUGCAGCAGCCUUUCACCCAAGAUUCCGGCUGAUAUGGCUAGAAAAAUAUGACAGUAGCAAGGUAACAGCAGUAACGAAGUGUAUGGAGGUGAAAGUAUUUGCUCAAAUGCGCGAAAGCAACGAAAAUGAGAAAGCUAGCAUCAGUGGAAGUAGUAAUAAUGAGGAAGAAGAGGAUGAUUUCUUCACUACUGUUACUAAAUCGGCUGAGAAAUCGAUGGGCCACAAAUCUCUUAAAAGUAAAGCUCAGACUUUAGUGAAAACCUGGUUAGAUGCGAAGUCGAAGGAUUCUGUUACGGAUGCUGCCUUCCUAGGAGAAGCAGUUUUAAUAAAUCUCUUUAUUAAAUAUAAUACAGCUAUUCCCUCUAGUGCUGCAGUGGAACGUCUUUUUUCCACGGGUAAAGAUAUUUUGCGGGCUAAACGAUCAUCCCUCUCUGAUGAAACUUUCAACAUAUUAAUGUUCAUGAAGGGGAACAUCCACUUUAUGCAAGAUGAAGAUUUUCUGGCGUAAGGUACAUACAUCGUACUUCGCUACCUUUUCUUCUUUCCUUAAGCUCCAUCACAAUUCUUCUUAUGCAAUAAACAAAAAUGGCUGUACUUAAAAUACAAUAAAUUUUAUAUUUCUCAUU